AUGAGGAACGCGAGCAAGGAGCUCCAGGGGGCCACCAGCCGCUAUGCUCCGUGUGACUGGUACUACCACCUGCCCGUGAGGCGGUCCGAGAAGGCUGUGGACGCCCCGCCCGUGUCCCAGAUCCCCGGUCUCAGCGUGCUCCGGGACCCGCCCCACGGGCACACGCCGGGGACGCGGAGGUGCUGGGUCAAGGAGACGGACUCAGAGUACGUGAAGCUGGCCAAGCAAGGCGGCCGGCCUGAUCUGCUGGUGCACUUGGCCCCGGAGAUGGCGCUGGGCACGGGGACCAGGAAGGGCUCCCUGGCAGCCCAUUCCUUGCCGGACUGGUACAUCCACCACAGCAAGCCGCCCACGGGCAGCCAGAGACAGGUGCUGGCCGCCUGCGUGCCUGACUACAUGGUCCAUGAGGAGUUUCACCCCACUCUGGCCGACGGGGGUUAUGAGUCCCGACGGGGGCCCUUCGACUUCGACAUGAAGACCGUUUGGCAACGAGAGGCUGAGGAACUUGAAAAGGAGAAGAAAAAGGUGAGGCUCCCAGCCAUUAACUCCAAGAACCCCAGCAAAGCAGGGACCCCACUGGGCCCCAAAGAGCCGGCAGGAAGUAGACUCUCCUUCCCUCCCAUGCCUGGUCAAAAAACCAGUUCACCCACCAACUUUUCCAAACUCAUCAGCAAUGGGUAUAAGGACGAGUGGUUACAGAGGCGACCCGAGGUGGACAAGAGCCCCCCGCAGACGUCCAGGGCAUCCUCCUCGGCUCAGCCCCCGAAGGACCUGGAGGGGCAGGAGGCCGAGCCGCCCCCAGACCCGGAGGCUCCAGAAGGCUCCGCGGAGGCCCCAGGUGCAGCAGCCCCUCCGUCGUCCACGUCGACGCCGGCGGAGCUCAAGUAG
Molecule: messenger RNA, 888 nt
Organism: Pteronotus mesoamericanus
Lineage: Eukaryota; Metazoa; Chordata; Mammalia; Chiroptera; Mormoopidae
Gene: CUNH7orf57
Product: chromosome unknown C7orf57 homolog
Exons: 7
Coding region: 1-888 (295 amino acids)
Source: RefSeq, a predicted model, not a curated record